Molecule: messenger RNA, 1401 nt
Organism: Vigna umbellata (rice bean)
Lineage: Eukaryota; Viridiplantae; Streptophyta; Magnoliopsida; Fabales; Fabaceae
Biological process (GO): protein ubiquitination
Cellular component (GO): cytoplasm
Molecular function (GO): ubiquitin protein ligase activity
Source: RefSeq, a predicted model, not a curated record
GGCGCAGAAAAGGAAAGGGGACACAUUCAGAACGUGUGCGCAAAGUGAGCGGAAGAUGGUGUGCUUCCCCGUAUUCCGGAGGCGAGAAGGCACGGAAUUGCAACAAUCAGGGGCACUUCCGUCAUUCCAUAUCCCAACCCAUUAUAGGCCCAAAAAUCCCACAGUUUCCAUUCACACCACACUUUCUUCCUCCAACAAACAACAAUGGCAGAUGUAACCACCUACCCCCGCCACCACCGCCACUCCCGCCACCCCGACGAUGACCAAACUCUGAUCCCUUUCCCUUAUUGGGACUUAGAUUUUGAUUUUGAUCCCGAAUUCCACCCCAACCGUUUCUCCCUCACCGACCGCGAGAACCAGGUCAAUUUCGUAAUGGAUCUCUUUCACCAGCGCGUUGAACAAUCGCAACUCACCGAUCCCCUCUCUAACGACGCCUUUUUCGGCGUUAUCGACGCCCUAGACGCCAUCGACCUUGGCUUCCCCGCCGCCGACGACUUACUUGUCGGAGGUCGGCUCUCCGUCGGAUCUGACUCCGACGAAUCGCUCUACCAGUCUGGAAACAUCGACAGCGUGCUCGGGAUCUGCACGCACUCGGAGGAAGAGUACAACGUGAACGACGACGUUUCGAACAUCCCUCUCUGCUUGGACGCGCUUCAAUUGGAAGACAACAGAGACAGUUAUGAUGAUUUCGAGUGGGAGGAAGUGGUCGACGAGAGAGAAGUUCUGAGCAUGUUCGACGACACCUCCGUUUCCGUCUCCUUUGGAAUCGAAGAGGAGGCGGAGGAGGAAGUAGAAUUUGAAAUGGAGACCAACAAUUUGGGGUGGCAGGUUCUGUUGAACGCCAAUUUGGAGGGAACGAAUUCCGAGCCUUAUUUCGGAGACAACGAGGACUUCGUGUACGCCGCGGAGUACGAGAUGUUCAGCCAAUUCAACGACGUCGCCUUCGUCGGGAAGCCUCCGGCGUCCGUCUCCGCCGUGAGGAAACUGUCGGCGGUGGUCGUGAGCGCUGCUGACGUGGCAAACGGAAACGUGGUUUGCGCGGUCUGUAAGGAGGAGUUUGGGGUUGGGGAAGAGGUGAAGCAGUUGCCGUGUUCGCAUCGUUAUCACGGGGACUGCAUUGUGCCGUGGUUGGGGAUAAGGAACACGUGUCCCGUUUGUCGCUUUGAGUUUCCCACUGAUGAUGCUGAUUAUGAGCAGAGGAAGGCACAUACAUCUGUUAUGUGAUCAUGAUGAUAUGUUUACUUGAUGAAUUUUCACGUGUAGGGUAUUUGAUCAAGUAUAGAUUUUUUGCUCCUGAAAAAAUGCAUGUGAUGGUCUUGUUUAUUUUGGAGAUUUGAGUUUAGGGAUUUUGUCUUCGAAUUGUACUUUGGUAUACAUCACAGAAAUGAAUCAUUUUUGCCU